Molecule: messenger RNA, 1058 nt
Organism: Suillus bovinus
Lineage: Eukaryota; Fungi; Basidiomycota; Agaricomycetes; Boletales; Suillaceae
Exons: 7
Coding region: 86-940 (284 amino acids)
Source: RefSeq, a predicted model, not a curated record
CCAUAGCCCUAAUCGAGUCUUUUGAUCCAAGACUGAGUUCUUUUUCUGUUCCUAGUCCGAGCCUCUUCAUUUGUAAAGAGUACUUAUGUCUGACCCCAAAGUAUGGCUAAUCACAGGCACAUCAUCAGGCUUUGGUCGCCGGUUAGUAUCAAUCGUUCUAGAACGCGGUGAUCGCGUAGUCGCAACAGCUCGAUCUCUGCAGAAGAUACAAGAUUUCCCCCAAUCUCCGAACCUACGCCUCCUAGAGCUUGAUGUGGCUUCCGGAACGACUGUCAUCAAGGAACGGGUAGAUGAGGCGGCUAAGAUGUGGGGAAGGAUUGAUGUAUUGGUAAACAAUGCAGGUAUUGGACUGCUGGGAAUCCUUGAGGAAUGCGGGGUGGACAUCAUGAUAAGACAAUUCCGCCCCAAUGUCUUGGGUGUGCUAGACGUCACGAAUGCAGCAUUGCCAUAUAUGCGUGAAAGGAAGAGUGGUACAGUAGUUAUUAUCGGGAGUCGCAGCGCCUGGAGGCCUGAAGUUAUGGGACUUGGUGCUUAUGCUUCAUCAAAGGCAGCCGUGCAGGUAAUGGGCGAGACACUUGCCGUGGAACUCGCACCACUCAACAUACGCGUCCUGAUCGUCGAGCCUGGCGCCUUCCGCACCGAAAAUAUAUACAGCAAUAAAUUUGACACAUCGACGAAUCCUAUACCUGAUUAUGAUGAAACACGAGCCGAGACACUUGUGAGGUAUGAGGCUAUCCCUGGCAAGCAACCAGGAGACCCCAUGAAGGCGAUGAAACUCGUCGUAGACGUCGUACGGGGAGAGGGCGUUGCAGCUGGGAGGGAGUGGCCGUUGUAUCUCGUCUUGGGAGAGGAUGCAGAGAGAGAUAUCAGACAUAAAUGCAUGACGAUGUUGAAGCAUCUUGAUGAAUGGCAGGACGUAAUCCGGGACAUGAAUCUAUGAACCGAUACUACAUCACACAACUAGUAUGUAUAGGGUAAAUGUUAUGAACACAGGAUGUAGAAUAGCCUUGUUGUCUCAGGAGGCUUGCUAUCCCGCCUACGAACAAGUCUGCUCUGGG